This is a messenger RNA of Fibroporia radiculosa, 1422 nucleotides long. RefSeq lists its product as uncharacterized. The record is from RefSeq and is a predicted model, not a curated record. Gene Ontology annotation, molecular function: nucleic acid binding. Gene Ontology annotation, cellular component: spliceosomal complex. Lineage: Eukaryota; Fungi; Basidiomycota; Agaricomycetes; Polyporales; Fibroporiaceae. Gene Ontology annotation, biological process: mRNA splicing, via spliceosome. The transcript has a single exon. Bases 1 to 1422 code for a protein of 473 amino acids.
AUGUCCUCGACAGCGUCGAGCAAAGUUUCGUUCACCAUCCGCCGCCCUACGCCCGUCUCGCGCGCAUCGUCUGGAAACGACUCUGACUCUUCGUCAUUCAAGGUACCUGCUCUACCACGGCAUCUCGCGAAUGGGAAUGGCAGCACUCCUGGUAGCCCCCUCGCGCGCAGUGCCCCUGCCUCACCCUCGCCCACUUCACGCGCGCAUGCCGACCGCGAUAGCUCUGAUGAGGAUGAAGGGCUUGACGACGAGCUCGUGACAGGAUUUGACCAGUUUGGGGUCCAGCGGUGUGUCUCUUCAUUGUUUAACCUUCUCAGGCCGGAUUCUCAACUCACAGUAGUCUGGUCUUAUAGUCUGCACGAAAAGAAGAAGGAACCAGAAGGUCCUCUCGUCAUUCCUGCUCUCAAGAACAAAGAUUGGCGCGAAAUGGCACGAAAGAGGAAAGCGCUCUAUGUUCCUCCGAGCGCUGCUGCACAGACAGGCGCGGACGGGAGCGUCGGCGGACUAGGGACAAGAGACAGCAUAAAUUCAGGCCCUCAGCUGUCUGGAUUGCAGGCCGCAAAAAAGAUUAAGCUGGAGGAAGGCGACUCGGUUGAAGUCGAGACUGAGGAACCGGUCGUCACCUUUGAUGCUGUAGCAAAUGUAGUCCCGAAGAAAGAGGAGGAGACUGAGGAUCAGAAGGCUCUUCGAGCUAUUCUAGCUAGCGCUUCCGACGACCCCAUGAGUCUAGACGGCCCACACAUCGAUAUUAUCCCCACACCGAGCGAGGAUGACGCUUAUCGUCAAGACGUCGUCGAGCUGCCUGACUCAGCUUCUCUCGAAGACUACGAACGCAUACCCGUCUCCCAAUUUGGUGCCGCGCUCCUUCGCGGCAUGGGUUGGAAAGAGGGUACUGCUGCAAGCAAGAGGCACAAAGGUCCUAUCGAGCCAUACCUGCCUCAGGCGCGCCCAGCGUUGCUGGGCAUUGGGGCAAAGGAGAAGGAAGUAUUUGACGAUGGAAGCUCUCUUGUGAAGGGGAAGAAGAGUAGGAAGAGCAAGCCGGAUCGCAGGUAUGUACCAGUGGUCAAGAGGGAACGAAAGAGUGGAGAUGGCGGGGAUAGUGGCUCGGGGGAGCGGAGCAGGGAGAGAUCCGGGUCUGCGGUAAGCUCGUCCAAGAGACAUUCGCCGUCUCCCGAGAGGUCGCAUUCCCGACGACAUUCGAGGUCACCAUCAGCGGACAGAAGACGUGAACGCGACCGUGAUAGAUGGAACGACGACAGAGAGGGGAGUAGGGAUAGAGAUCGCGAUAGACAGAGAGAUGUUCGUCGGGACUACCAUGAUUCCUCGUACAAGGAUCACGACAGAGACAGCAGGCGGAGGGACGGAUCGGAUGAUAAAUAUGACUCGGAUCGUCGUCGGGAGAGGGAUCGCAGGGGUCAUUGA